CCGUUUGUGCUUUCGAGCACGCUUAGCCAUUCAACACGUGGGCCCUCAACUUAAUCAAUAGCGUGUCAAGCUCCAGCGCGUCUUGGACCUUGCUGCAGCAGCAGCAGCGGCAUCAUCCGCUGGCCGCAGCGGAGAUACGAUUUCCAUCGCCAAAGGAGUGCAGCAGCCACCGACGAUGCGCUUCCCCUUUGCAUCUGCUGAAGGUCUUCAAUAGGCACCCCAACUAGCUAGGGAGGGGAUAAUGGGGGUGCGAGGGUCGGUAAGCAGUAAGUCGUUAGCGUGCGAUGGUGCGGGUACGAUCGAUCCGGUGCAGAUGAUGAAUCUGGUUGUGCAAAGUGGGUUGCUAGUGCUUACUGUGGCCUUGUGUGGUGCCUUAGGUGAUCGGCAGGACCCGUUUGAGAGCUAUGCCAAGCUGCCGCGAAUAUACGAGUACGAUGAUUUCCACACGUGUCGCCAAAGACAUACCGAUUUCGUGUUCUGUGUCAGCGUCAGCACGCUGCAGGCAGAUCCGUCGAACGUGCUGUGGCAAAACAUAUCUCGGUUACGAUCCAAUCGUAGAAAUUUUCCACACGAUCAGCUUGAACGAGGAUUGUGCUUGAAUGAUCUCUACGCCGGUGUUACCACACACGACCACCGCACGGCAAAGCUGAUUGAUGCGUAUCUCCAUCAUCGCAUCUACGAUCAGUACGGGCUCAACAGCCACACAACUACGGAGUCAUGUUGGACGAGAACGGAUUUCGAACCGAGAACAACAUUUGGCGAAUACAUGUUCGGUUGCCUCACGAUCAUCCUACUGCUCGCCACACUUGGCGCUACCUGGAUCGAUUUCAACGCGCGUCCGAAUGAUUUAUUCGUGGACGCGUUUUCCAUACGAAGAAAUGUGCAGCGGCUGUGGGCAGCACCCAAACCGAAUGCACUGCCCUUUCUGGACGGAUUUCGUGCACUUGGGAUGCUUACCAUACUGAUAGUGCACUCGCAGCUGCCCUUGAUUCGGAUGCCUGUGUGGAACACCGAAGCCUUGGAAGCGCAAGCCAAUCAUUUUAUUUUCCCGCUGGUCAAUUCCGGCAACACUCAUAUGAUACAGUUUUUCUUCACGCUCGGUGGAAUGGUGUUUGGAAUAAGCUGCCUGAGACACUUUGACCGGUCGCCAUCGUUCCGCUUCAUGUACUUUAUUGACAAACUAUUGCGCCGUUUAGUCAGAUUGCUGCCAGCAUACGGAUUCAUCAUCAUCUACCAAGCGACAUGGUACAGACGCAUCAGACGAGGCCCGCUAGAGUACAAGUUUAACGAUUUCUGCUUGAACAACUGGUGGUCUAACAUACUGUUUGUGAACAAUUAUAUUCAUACCACUAAACCUUGCCUUCAGUUCAGUUGGUAUUUGGGAGCAGAUUUUCAACUAUUCCUGAUUGGCUCGGCAUUGCUUUUGCUGGUUUGGAAGUUUCCAUCGACCAAAGGAUGGCUGGUGCGUGUGAUGGUUGCGGUUGCAUUGGUCCUGCCGGGAUACAUCAUCUACACCACAUUAACCACCGCUACGAUGACGUUCGAUAUGAGGCAUGCUUUGGCGGAACUACGCACCUACGAUCAUUUCUUGAAGUACUACCUACCAUCGCACACAAACAUAAGCGGUUAUUUCUUUGGUAUAAUUGCGGCUAUGGUCUACAGGAGUGCGCUAGCUAAGGGCUCGCCAGAUCAGUCCCUGCCGAUAGUACAGAAGUGGUUAAAAGUAUCGUUGGUGGCACUGGUGGGGUUGAAUGCUUUCACCACUCUGCUUCCAUUCGUGAGCGAAGAUCAACAACAUUCCCUCUUCCUUGCGAUCUACGGCAGUCUGCUGAAGGCUUCAUGGGGCUGCAGCUAUAGUCUCGUAUUUUUAGUUUUUGCCCUGAAAGGCAAAUCACGCUUGCUGGACAUGCUAUCGCACAGUGGGUUGCAGUUCUUCGCCAAGAUAAGCUACUGUAUGUACAUAGUGCAAUAUUCAGUCAUUUAUGGAUUGUAUACCAACUUUCCGAUCCCUAUGGUUUACGGAGGCUUCAAUCUGCUACUGCUGACGUCGGCAUCUUUGCUGCUAACAGUGACCAGUGCGCUGCUACUUUAUCUGGCCGUGGAAGCUCCUGUUGUCCUAAUCGGUAACGCGUACGUGACAACGUUAUUGAAAGACUACAGCACUGCCUCGGAAGCAAUCGAGGCUAAACAAGCUCGCAAGCUUCUGUAAAUGUGUGAUAGGACGACGCUUGACUGUUGACUGGCGGAACUAGUUUCCACAGAUAUCCUAUGUACAAAACAAGUAUUCAGCAUAAUAUUCCAUAAUCCUAGCCAUGUAAGCAACAACAAAACCCACAAAACAACCUAAUUAUUGACCGGAAGGAAACGAUUGCUAAAUUGUACAGCUGUAAGGCUUGGAGAGUUUUUAAAUACGGAAUCGAAAAGAACGAUGACUUAUGUACUCAUGUAAAAAAAACUUAAUGAUCAAAAUAAAGUCACUGAUCGAUAUAACUCA
Molecule: messenger RNA, 2494 nt
Organism: Anopheles stephensi (Asian malaria mosquito)
Lineage: Eukaryota; Metazoa; Arthropoda; Insecta; Diptera; Culicidae
Product: regulator of hypoxia-inducible factor 1-like
Exons: 11
Coding region: 242-2209 (655 amino acids)
Molecular function (GO): acyltransferase activity, transferring groups other than amino-acyl groups
Source: RefSeq, a predicted model, not a curated record